This is a messenger RNA of Pangasianodon hypophthalmus (striped catfish), 5351 nucleotides long. Its product is annotated as transcription factor 20. Gene Ontology annotation, cellular component: nucleus. Lineage: Eukaryota; Metazoa; Chordata; Actinopteri; Siluriformes; Pangasiidae. The transcript is spliced from 6 exons. Gene Ontology annotation, biological process: regulation of transcription by RNA polymerase II. The record is from RefSeq and is a predicted model, not a curated record. Bases 537 to 3275 code for a protein of 912 amino acids.
AUAUGCAAAUGAAUCCAUGACAUCAUCUGGCGACUUCCUGAGCGUCCCUUAGCUACUUUCCCCUGAAACGAUUUGGCAACACUGAACUGAAACCUUCACUUGCAGAUGCAUUAGCCAUGCUGUAGUGUAUUUACAGUCCUCAAAUCUGAACAUUUAUCUUGUGUAAAUAAGACAAAAUAAAAUAAUUCAUGAGAAGAGAGAGAGAAAGUACAAACAAUAAACAUGUUAAAGGUGUUCAGCAGCUAUAAACGGUAUAUAAACAGUGUAUAAACAGUGUACAGUGUGGACUCUUCCUACAUGUCCCAUAAUGCUCCAUAAUGGCCUCAUCACUGACAAUAAUGCUUGAAUAUUAGCACAGCUUUGACAAAGCUAGCUUAGCUUUACUAUGGACACAGCACUUGGCCAUUGUGUCGCGCAAAGUCAGCACACUAUUAUAAAGGUUUUUACAGUUAAAGUCAUCAGUUAAUUGGUGUCGGAAUGGGGUUUAGCUUGUUGCAUAAUUCCGCGUAUUAACCCAACGUCUCUUUGUGGCUGAUAUGGAACAGCCUUCUGACACCUCAGAUGGUUUACAGCCUCAGGAACUCUCCUCCGCCUGCAACCUUCCUCGCGUUUUUGACCUGUCGAAGAACAGCGAAGAAUGUCUGUUGAAAACCAACUCGAUAGAGGCCUUGCAUGUUGUCCAGCCGCCAGGCUGGUAUCUGACUUCUGGGACCAGCAAUGGUUCAGUGCUUCCAGAAGACGAGACUGAUCCUUCACUGCAGCCCAGUGAGCAGAUCCAACCAGACAAUGCGCUUUCCAACACAACGGUUACGCUCUCAUAUGUAACCAGGUCCCACGUCUUUUCUGCCCAUGACUCACUCUCACAGCAUUCGCAGAUUUACAGUGUUCCAAUAAGCAAGGCAUUUUCUCUACACCCCACUACGUACGAUGCCAGCCAGCUGGUCACCGAUGCAGGUGGAACGCCGCUCUGUGUGGAAAUGGACCAACACUGCCUGCAGCAGGUGUCUGUGCCUGUUGGCUUAGCCGCCUGCGCCAGUCCGUUUGAUUUUGUCACGCCAGCGCAGGUUGUGGAGAAUGUUGCAAGUCUCUGUUAUCUUCAGCAGGCACACAACAUUAGUGGUAUACAAGAUGUUGAGAGCCUUGCUCUGGAGACGCUCAGAUCUUUACAACAGAACAACCCGGCUGAAUGCAAGAUUCCUCUCAACCUGGACGAAAUUCAGAACGGCGCCGUCGGCAGCUUGUGGAACACGGGAUCUCUUGACGGGAGCUUUCCAGCUGGCCAUGUUGAGAACAUAGUGGAUCAGCACAAGAACGGCAACCCAGAAGUACUUUUCCUGAUCUCCAGAACUGAUGAACCAGUUAUUUUACCGAAUGAUCAGGAGCCGGCAGGUCUUGCUGUUUCACUAAAUCAAGAGUUUAUAAGUGCACUGGAUGAUUCUGUGUCACCCCCCUUUGCCUCACUGAUUGGAGUAAAGGAUGUUUCCAUUCUGCCCCAGACUGCAGGAUCCCAAAUUGAAGAGAACUCUCUUGCUGAAGAAACUAACACUAGGCAAGAUGAAUUAAGUAAUGUGGAAUCUGAUCUUCUCACGAGUGUGGAAGAGAGAGAUUCAUCAUCUGCCACUGAUGCAUUAAGUACAACCAUUAGCAGUGAACUAACAGAAAAUGCUGUUGACACAUCCAGGUCAGAACAGUCAGAAGAGAGCAGGGCAUUAUCGGAGGUACAGAAAGAGGAGACACAUGUGCAUAAUGUGACACAUAAGAAAACGCCUUUGCCUAGAAGUUUGUUUGCCAAAAAGGAAACACUAGUAAGAAAAGAACUUCCCCCAAGAUCUAGAAGAGGGAUGAGGUUAGAGGCCAUUGUUCAGAAUAUCUUCCCUUCCAGGUACAAAUCUAGUCAUGUCUCUUCUGCAAAAAAAAGUCGGCGUUCUGACGCCCAGCCGGAUGAGACCACUCAUCUGGGAUCUAGCCAAGAUGUGUCAUUUGGCAACAACGACAACAACGUUUUAGAGGAGGAAUGUCCUCCGAAGGUUGGGACUGAAACUAAUGAAAAGACAGCUCAAUUACAGGAAGAGUCAGAAGAAACAGAUGUCGCUGAUUCAAGCAAAAUAUCUACCUCAUGUUCUGAAACUGUUUCAAAACAUUCACUAGCUAACCCAUCCCCUGGGAUGUCACACAAACCCAUUGCAUAUGUCAAGAAAUCAAAGAAACGACAGAAUUUUUCAAACCAUUCCCCAGUAAGGGUAGGAAAAAGGACUGCACUGCCUACAUCCAAACGUACAAAAAGCCCUUUAAAGCAACGGACUUUAACUAAGAGCAACAAAAGUUCAGCAAGAGCGAAAAAAGUUCAUACCCCUAAAAAGAAAAGGAAAACGCAUAAAGUGGGGCAGUCUUCCAUGUUCUCCCCCCAGGAGCCGGAAAUAAAGCUUAAAUACGUCAGCUAUAAAGAAGAGAAAAGGGAAAAGAGAGAUGAAACCUUCUCACCUUUCGUUCAUGUAGAACUGAAAGCAUAUCCUACCUGUACGGUAAUCAACUACCCUGACGAGAGUCCCAGGCUGAGUCGAGGGAAGCAGCCUACACCAGUUGUGUCAGGGAAAAUACCCACUACACCAUGUCUGCAGUAUGGCCGCGUCUCCAUGGAGGGCACACGCUGGGACGCUCUUGUGUGCUGCCUUUGCGGAGGCUCUGCUAACGCUAUGGACCUGGGUGAUUUGCAUGGACCGUACUAUCCUGAGGGUUUCAGGCCUGAAGCAAGGCUGCCUACUAAUCCUCAGGAGCCGAGAGAGGAUGACUCCAGCGAAUCGGAUUCAUCAAGCAGUCAGACUCGAAAGCCACAUCACAAGCUGCAGGCAGCUGCUCUAGGGGCCUAUCAAACAUGGAGCAGUGAUGGUGAGCUUUCCUGCAGCCCUGCAGCUAAGAGAUCCAGAAUGGACACUAUGACAGACUGGUAUACCCCACCCAUAGUGCCCUUAGAAGCCAGCGAGUACUGGCUGCACGAGGACUGUGGCAUAUGGUCGGCUGGGGUCUUUCUCGUGAGAGGGAAGCUUUACGGGCUAGAGAGAGCUGUUAAGAUGGCAAAGGAGACGAUUUGCUCCUCUUGCCAUAAAUUCGGAGCCACAUUGGGCUGCUUUUUCAAAGGCUGCCCUAACAAGUAUCACUACAUAUGUGCAAUGCAGUCAGAUUGUGUCUUAUAUGAGGAAAACUUCUCAAUGAAAUGCAGAAAGCACAAGAACAAAUCCAUCAAGGGUGUAUCAUCUAACAAACAGAACAGCAGGUGACAGGGGAAGAAGAUGCUGCACAAGAACCAGAAUGUUGUCUGCGGGUUCAGCCACUAGUCUGCCAUGCUCAGAGACCAGGGGCAACUGACAGAAAAGCCUCUCUGGGACUCAGACACCACAUACCUUAAUGCUUUCUCCUGCCGUUUCACUGUCACUAACUUCUCUUCCAAACGUCAGCCGCACCGACUGAUUUCAGACACGUCAACACAGCUUUUGCAUGCUUGCGGCUGUUUACAGAUGAAGCCUAGUGUCUGAAAAGAUCCUCAGUGAAGUAUCCUUAAAGACAGUGGGAUGUAAUCUAGAACUAGACUCUCUCUCACUCUCUCUCUCUCUCUCUCUCUCUCACUCUCUCUCUGGGAGGAUUUGCUCUGAAAGUAAUAAAGAGCAUAAACCAUUGGAAUAAAUUGCACAUUUAUAGGGCUCAACGCAUAAGCCGUAUCUGCUAAAUCUAACCAUAGCACAAAGCCAAUCUACUAACGGUAUAAUGAAUUCAUGGACUUUGUAGUGUAAUCAUCCUGAAUUUAUUUAUUACAUUUGGGUUAAAUUCAAUUGUAAGCCUUUAGUGUUUUUUGAGCUGCAAGUGUACAUGUUAAUUUAAAAAAAAAAAAAAAAGACUUGGCUCCUCAGUGGAAUUUUUUAUAGACUUUGUGAAAUGUCUAAUCUAUUGCAGCAAAUUCAAAUCAGCAGAUCAGUCAUCAACGUGAAAAACAUCAGCAGUCGGCUGUCCUGUGUCAUUCUCAUUCAUCUGCACCCAUUUUCAUUCUUAAUUUUUUUUUUAACAUAUGUGAGUAAUUCUCACAGCCUUUCCUGUAUAUUUCUGAAUUCAUUUGUGUAUGCUGUUUCUUCCAGAAGUCUGAAAUGAGGGAACUUUUCAUCAUGUAGAUGUUAAAGCCUGUAUCCCUCACUGAGGCAACAGUAUUGUCCUGAAUUCUUCAAGCCCCAAAUUAUCUGAUCCCAGCACUCCUUGAAAAUAAAGACGUAAUGAAAUAGUACCAGCAAUAAUGCUAUUCGUCAUUUUGGUACUAUGCAACUAUCAUCAUUAGUAUAUUCAACUAAUAACCAGUGAGCUGUGUACUGUUAAAUGGUACAUAUCAGAAAUCUUAACCUUGGAUGUAUGUUAAUGUAAUUGCCAGUUAUUUUACCAUAAUAUUUAAGUAACUUGAUUAAAAUGUCAUAAAUUAAAGGAGCAUUUUUCUUUGCUCAGAAGGCCUGCCAUUAUUAAUGUACUGCUUUGAUAAAAUUGAUACAUGUGGAACAAUGCCAGUUCAUUCAACAUUAUGUGUAGCGAUGUUCCCAUUCAAAACUCAAUCAUGUACUGUAAAUCUGCUUCAGUGACACUGUAACUAUCAGAUCUGAACUUUCUUCCUUUCUUCACAUUGCUGAAUUGCUACGACAAAUCAACACAAAAGCGUUUUUCUCGAGAUCAGACUUGUCUUCGGAGUGAUUUGUGAAAAUCAAGGGGAUGGAAUUAAUGUUGAAACUGUUUGUACUUGUACAGGAACGUGUUUAUCAACCACAUCUUUUUGACCACAGACGAGAAAUCCUGCAGUGUUGAUCAUGACCACCUGACUCGAUCCGUGUUGUGUGCCAUACUUCUCUUAGUUAUGUGCUGUUUGUAUUUCUGUAAUUGUUGCUGUAAUGUAAUUUGAUUUAGGACAUUCUGUCCAACACAAAAAAGGUGUUGAGCUUUAUAUUACCACACAACCAUGCCGAAAAUUACCAAAAAUGUGCUCAUUUGUUGUGUUGAUUUCUUUUCUCAUUGGUUUCUUGUAUCAUGUAUUUUAAGAUCCUAUUCUCAGGGUUGAGCCUUACAUUGUUUGUCAUGUUUUUACUCCCAAAUUUAUUUAUCCAGGACUGACUACUAGAACACUCAGUCAGCGCUAAAUAAUAAAUUGGCUUCUUUUAUUUUCUCUAACACACUGCUGCACUCCUGUCUUAUGUCUGCUCUGGCACCUUGAUUUACGAUGCUUUUUUAUUUUCAGUUUAGUGCAGAGAUGUGAUUUAUUUCACACAGACAUGUUGCAGUCAUAAAUUUUUGGGUGUCUGUCAUUUGUUUAAAAAAAAUAGAGAAAUACA